GCGGCGCUGGCCACCCGCCUCCGAAGCUGGGACUGUUCGUGCGGCCGGCCGGAGGCGGGGCGGCCCGGCACCACCUCCGACUACCUGGGAAGGCCUGGGCUGGCGGGCUAGCGAGGCCCCGGGCCCGCCGCUUCCCGUCCCCACACCCCCUGCCGAGGAGCCUCCCUCCGCGCCCCAACAUGGCGGGCGGGCACUGGGGUCCGCUGCUGACGGCGCUCCUGGCCGCCCGAGUCGCGGCGGCGGCGGAGGGCGGCCCCGAGCAGGCCGCGCUACCGGAGGAGCGGAGCUGGGUGCGGCCCAUGACCGCCUCCAACUGGACGCUGGUGAUGGAGGGCGAGUGGAUGCUGAAAUUUUACGCUCCUUGGUGUCCAUCCUGCCAGCAGACUGACUCAGAAUGGGAGACAUUUGCAAAGAAUGGUGAAAUACUUCAGAUCAGUGUGGGAAAGGUGGAUGUCAUUCAAGAACCAGGAUUGAGUGGCCGCUUCUUUGUCACUACUCUCCCAGCAUUUUUUCAUGCAAAGGAUGGGAUAUUCCGCCGUUACCGUGGCCCAGGAGUCUAUGAAGACCUGCAGAAUUAUAUCUUGGAGAAAAAAUGGCAAUCAGUGGAGCCUCUGACUGGCUGGAAAUCCCCAGCUUCUCUGACGAUGUCUGGAAUGGCUGGUCUUUUUAGCAUCUCUGGCAAGAUAUGGCAUCUUCACAACUAUUUCACAGUGACCCUUGGAAUUCCUGCUUGGUGUUCUUAUGUCUUUUUCGUCAUGGCCACCUUGAUUUUUGGCCUUUUCAUGGGUCUGGUCCUGGUGGUAAUAUCAGAAUGUUUCUAUAUACCACUUCCAAGGCAUUUAUCUGAACGUACUGAGCAGACUCGGAGGUCAGAGGAGGCCCACAAAGCUGAACAGCCGCAGGAUGCAGAGGAGGAAAAAGACGAUUCAAAUGAAGAAGAAAACAAGGACAGCCUUGUAGAUGAGGAAGAGGAGAAGGAAGACCUUGGCGAUGAGGAUGAAGCAGAGGAGGAUGAGGAGGAGGACAGCCCGGCUGCUCGUGUGGACGAGGAGAGGAGUGACGCCCAGGACCAAGGGCCCCUGAGAGAGGUCCAGGAGCAGGGAGGAGCCGAGCCUGGAGAAGACGUGCCUGCGCAGCCCAGCCCAGCGCCCUCAGAGGCGGCAGAAGACACACUGAGGCAGCGCAGAAGUCAGCACGCCGAUAAGGGCCCACAGGUCUAAUGACAGUAUUUCCGAGAAUUCAGGCCAAAGGAGUAGUCAGCUUCCUUCUGGUCUGCAGUGUAAAUCAAAUCCUCAUUUUUUUCUGAAUGAGCAAGCUUUUCUUAAAAAACGA
Molecule: messenger RNA, 1332 nt
Organism: Callorhinus ursinus (northern fur seal)
Lineage: Eukaryota; Metazoa; Chordata; Mammalia; Carnivora; Otariidae
Source: RefSeq, a predicted model, not a curated record